Hyphopichia burtonii NRRL Y-1933 is the source of this 1368-nucleotide messenger RNA. RefSeq lists its product as uncharacterized. Gene Ontology annotation, cellular component: fungal-type cell wall. Gene Ontology annotation, molecular function: structural constituent of cell wall. The record is from RefSeq and is a predicted model, not a curated record. Bases 1 to 1368 code for a protein of 455 amino acids. NCBI's taxonomy places the organism in Eukaryota, Fungi, Ascomycota, Pichiomycetes, Serinales, Debaryomycetaceae. The transcript is spliced from 2 exons. Gene Ontology annotation, biological process: fungal-type cell wall organization.
AUGGUCUUGGUAUUGCAGCCUAACCUCAAAGCAAUACCUGGUCUCCAGAAAAAGUUAAGACCAAAAUACAAAUAUUGGGGUUCAAAAUAUGUGAAUGGCCCCCAAGUUGUUUUUGCUUUUUUAGCAAAUGCCCUUCGAAUAACCAUUACUUUUCCCGUAUCUUCUUCCACUGAAAAGGAAGCUGCUACCACUGGUUCUGGUUCUAGUUGGUGGACUACUUUAACCCCAACUGAUACUUUACCAAAAUCAGCCAGUGCUCUUUCUAGUUACGAUGGUUCUUUCGCUUUAUCCAUUAAAACCGUUUCUGCUGCAUCUGCUUCUACUUCUGCAGUUCAAUCUGCUGCUGCUAAAAGAGAUGAUGCGGUAAACCAAAUUGGUGAUGGUCAAGUCCAGGCCCAAUCUACCUCAACCUCAGCCCCAGCUCCAACUAAAGCUGCUGCCUCUUCUGCUGAUGUUGUCAACCAAAUUACCGAUGGUCAAAUCCAACAACAAUCUAAAGCUGCUCAAACUCAAGCUGCUACUUCUGCUGAUGUUGUUAACCAAAUUACCGAUGGUCAAAUCCAACAACAAUCUAAAGCCGCUCAAACUCAAGCUGCUACUUCUGCUGAUGUUGUUAACCAAAUUGGUGACGGCCAAAUUCAACAACAAUCUAAAGCCGCUCAAACCCAAGCUGCUACUUCUGCCGAUGUUGUUAACCAAAUUGGUGACGGCCAAAUUCAACAACAAUCUAAAGCCGCUCAAACCCAAGCUCCAACUGCUUCUGUUGUAAACCAAAUUGGUGACGGUCAAGUUCAACAACAAACUAAAGCCGCCCAAACCACUGCUUCUGCCAUUAACCAAAUUAGUGAUGGUCAAGUUCAACAACAAACCCACACCACCGCUGCUGCUGCUAGUCAAAUUGGCGAUGGCCAAGUUCAAGCCACUGGUUCUUCUGAUUCUUCAAAAGACUCUGAUUCUUCAAAAGACUCUGAUUCCGAACCAGAAACUUGUGUUGGCUCAAACUCUUUAACUUUGAAAUUAGAUGAUGGUAUCUUAACUGAUGCUAAAGGUAGAAUUGGUUCUAUUGUUGCUAACAGACAAUUCCAAUUCGAUGGUCCACCACCUCAAGCUGGUGCUAUCUAUGCUGCUGGUUGGUCUUUGGUUCCAGUCGAUUACACUGAAGAUUCUGAAACUAAAGAUAAAGCUGAUGAUGGUAAAAAAGAUGAUAAAUCUAAGAGAGAAGAAGGUAAUGGUUACAAAUUAGCCUUGGGUAAACAAACCGUUUUCUACAAGUGUGCUUCUGGUGACUUUUACAACUUAUAUGAUGAAUCAAUUGGUGAUCAAUGUUCCGAAAUUGAAAUUGAUAUCUUGAAGAUUGUCGAUUGUUAA